AUGUCUAGCUCAUCUAGUUCUAGCGAUGAUGAAAUGAUGAAGACAUUCUUUCUUAUGGGAGCUGCUAUCGUUGAGGAAGAAGAACAAGAGAAAUGUUCAACUUCAGUUCAACACAAACGACGUAUCGUGCUCCAUCGAAACCGACUGGAAGGCCACAAUCGGUUGUUCCAAGAUUACUUUGCUGACGCACCAACCUAUCCUCUUUAUUAUUUUCGUCAAAGAUUCAGAAUGUCGCGUUCGUUAUUCCUUCGAAUCCACGACGCAGUUGUCGAACAUGACAAGUACUUCGUCCAAAAGAGGAAUGGUGCUGGACAGUUAGGACUAUCUAGUCUGCAAAAGAUUACUGCAGCUAUGUGGAUGCUCGCAUAUGGAGCAUCCGCUGACUCCGUUGAUGACUACGUUCGGAUCGGUAAAAGUACGUCGCUUGAGAGCGUGAAGAGGUUUGUUCGAUCGAUUAUCAACAUCUUUGGAGAGGAAUACCUUCGUUCACCGACUAAUGAAGACGUUGCACGCCUGCUCGAGGAAGGUUCACAACGAGGUUUUCCUGGUAUGCUUGGGAGCAUCGACUGCAUGCACUGGACAUGGAAGAACUGUCCAACUGCCUGGCAAGGGUCUCACAAUGACCUUAAUGUUCUACAUCGUUCACUGGUUUUCGCACAACUUGCGGAGGGAAGAGCUUCACCGUGCAACUAUACUGUCAAUGGCCACGAGUAUAAUAUGGGAUACUAUCUCGCCGAUGGGAUUUACCCAGAGUGGUCCACAUUAGUGAAGACUAUUCCAGCACCUCGAGGAAACAAGCAUAAGUACUUUGCUCAACAACAAGAAAGCGCAAGAAAAGAUGUCGAGCGAGCUUUUGGCGUGUUGCAAGCUCGAUUUGCGAUUGUUCGUGGACCAUGA
Molecule: messenger RNA, 897 nt
Organism: Asparagus officinalis (garden asparagus)
Lineage: Eukaryota; Viridiplantae; Streptophyta; Magnoliopsida; Asparagales; Asparagaceae
Exons: 2
Coding region: 1-897 (298 amino acids)
Source: RefSeq, a predicted model, not a curated record